AUGCUUAAGAAGUUUCACUCAAUGUAUCGAGAGAACGCGGAUCCCUUUAUCCUGCGAGUUGUCAUUGCUGGUGAACGCAGCGAAAACGCUGCUCAUUCUCUUGGGGUGCUGAUGUCAGAACUGGUUGAUGCAGCUAUGGAAAGCAGCGAAAAUCCGUUAUGCGAGAAUAAUGACUCGCCAAUGAAGCCAUCUGGUGUGCUUAUUGACUAUGAGAACGUUUUCAUUGAGCUAAUCGAAGGGUACGAAAGACAUAUUGUACAGUACCUAAAGUUGUUACACAAUCACUGUGAACACAAAGAGAGUGCUCAUUGCUCAAAUGUUCAGGUGCUGUUUUUGACUGACGAUGUUCCUACUCCAACCACACCAUUCUUUGGGUUUGUGGACAAGGUGCCUGCUAUAACCGAGGAUGGAGGUAUUCAGGAAAAGACUGAUGAGGAGUUUGCCGAAAUGAUUGUAGCGGAUGUGCAUCGCUUGAUGGAGUUGGCUUCUUUGGCGGCAAAUGAGCCAACAAAUAAACGUAAAAUGUUCUUAGAUAAUGUUAGAGUGACGCGUCCUCUUCUUUUUCCUCUUACGUCGUCGAUCAGAUCGUAUUUGGCGAAGGAUUUUUGCUUUACACUUGGAGAAUAUGUGAAAGUGUUUGGAAGUAUACCAGUGUUAACUCGAGAUGUAGAAUUGAACCAUCCUGCUGAGGAUCCUUUGAAGUACUGA
Molecule: messenger RNA, 708 nt
Organism: Trypanosoma grayi
Lineage: Eukaryota; Euglenozoa; Kinetoplastea; Trypanosomatida; Trypanosomatidae
Exons: 1
Coding region: 1-708 (235 amino acids)
Source: RefSeq, a predicted model, not a curated record